Molecule: messenger RNA, 1452 nt
Organism: Clonostachys solani
Lineage: Eukaryota; Fungi; Ascomycota; Sordariomycetes; Hypocreales; Bionectriaceae
Source: the annotation of a GenBank genome assembly
CAGGGGAGCAACUCCCGAAUUCCGUCACUAGUUGGCCAAGCGAGCAAUCGGCGUUAUGUUCCCAUACGCACAAACGGGCUACCAGAACAUUUGGGUGCGAACCAGAAUGUACUGGAACCACUAGCUAUCAACCUUGGAAAUACUGGAGAGCCCGCAUCUGCACCCGGGGACACCAGUCCUCCUACAGUUGCAGAGUCGAGUACCAACACCCAAACCAGUCAACAAACUGCUGCGAGCCCACCUGCUGAGGAGGUUAAUCAUGCCUUUCCCUCAAGUUCGAUGACCGGCCCUCAGACCACUGCAGGACCUGCUCCAAUGUUGCCAGCCGAGGGGACGGGCCAGGGUGCAGUGGAAGAGCCAACUACCAUCCCCAGUAGAGGGACUGCGUUGGUCUCUGUUUCUGACCAAGGCGUUCAAACAGACAUGGAGAACAUCAAAGGCCCUGCGUUGGUGGAAUUAACCACACGGUGUGAUCGUUUAGAAAAUCUACUGGGUCUCCUAAUGGUCAAAACGCUCACCUUCGUGGAGAAUGUUUCACAGCCGUCGACUACCUGUGCAUCUAGCGCUUCUUCCACCUCAGGCACCACCCAAACCAGCCUUGAUGUGCAUCCUGCUGGUGAAUCUUCUGUGUCAAACGACCGAUGCCAAGAAUGCAUCGAAUUGAAGAGGCAGAUAUCUCACUUGGAACAAGACCAUAAUAUUGAACAAGAAUCACAUUGGGAGAUAAGAGACAACUUGACUCAGAUGAUCGAGGAAAAAGAUCGUCAAACAAGUGAAAGAAUAGGUCAUCUGGAAAAGAAUCUCCAAAACGCCUCGGCGGAUCUUCAAAGGGUCGCAACAGAGCUUGACAAAUAUAAAAUGAGGGCUUCAUACCUACAAGGCAAAUUGAGAGGUCAGCACCGUCCAAGAGGCAAUGUUACGGGAGCACGACUAUUCACCAAACAGAACCGCCACGAAUUGAGGGCUUUCGCUGCAUAUAUCCAAAGAUUGACAGCAGAACCUAGAGGUGCUGUAUCUCCACCCACAGUCUCAUCAAAUCCAGCAGUGCAGAACCUUCGUCAUAAACAGCAAAUUGAAGUAGAAUCAAACACCAACACAGACAGUAGGCGACCACAUCUGCACCAACAAUCUGAUGAAAGCAGAAAUAUGAUGCUACCUCACGUAAAUGAAAAGGAGGUCACCUUUUUGUUGCCUAAUGACGAACAGAGUCCCCGAAAACAAGAGCAGGGUACAACAUCCCACACCAAACAACCCAGGGCCAACACUGUGACGAUGACCCAACAGGAGGCCUUAUCAAAUACUGACAGGAGAAGCAAUGUUUUGGACAACAAUACUGACAGAAUCAAAGCAAAGGCGGGAAGAAAUCGGAAACCUCAGUCUAGACAUGUCAAGCUAGAGGUUACACAGCGGCAAAAUUACGGGUUAGCUAUCCUGGACGACGCGCUCUCUACU